AUGGAUGUUGACGGGAUCGUCACCAUGGAGACAAAAGUCAUCGCAUGUCUAAAAGCAUCUCUCGAUAAUGAAGCAUUUGUGAACUUGGUCAAAUUGCUCGCCCUAAACCGUAUCGCAAAUGGGCGAAAAAAGCUUUUCCAGUCGCAGUACUCAGCUUGUCUUUCUUAUGGUUAUCAGUUUAUCAAAGGUCCCGCUUAUGCAGCACAAUCUGAAGAGCACGCGGAAAACGCGCGCAGGUACUUGCUGUCCCAUGCUUCGGAACCCGCAGAGAUUGAUGUGGACAAAGUUUCUGAUCGGGUGCAUCCUCGUACCAUAAUGCUGAUCAUCUUACUUACGUACUACACUCUGGCCAGAGCAAAGUUACUUCUCAAUAAGUGA
Echinostoma caproni is the source of this 378-nucleotide messenger RNA. Lineage: Eukaryota; Metazoa; Platyhelminthes; Trematoda; Plagiorchiida; Echinostomatidae. The record is from the annotation of a GenBank genome assembly.